CGAAGAGAAGUGCAAAUUUUAUACCGUGUGCAUUUGAGUUGUAACCAACCAGCUCUGUUCCCUGCUGGUCUCUUGCGGUGAAUAAAUUUCGAUUGCUGGAGUGUGACCUCAGCUUGUCGGAGAAUAUCGGAACUAAAAUAAUACUGAAGAGCUUCUUUGAUACCAACUAAGCGCUGUGCAUGAGAAUUAGGAAAAAUUAAAUACAGAACAACAAGCGCCAACAAAGCCUAUAAAAUGGUAUGAGUCAUAUAUAAACACUGACAUUGCAACCGUUCAUUGGUCAUGGGAUUUCUUGAUAUUGCCUCCGAAAAUUCUCCGCAAGAUAUCGAGAAUAAUGCAUGUUUCAUCUAACGCUUUUGCUAUUAUUGUUGCCCUUUGUUACUAGUUUUCUUUGUAGUGGAUUCCUUCCUGCCUACUCCGUACGAUAGAAGCUGCCGGCAGUUCCCGGGGGCUUGGAAAGAAGGCAUAGGCAAAACCUUGGAAAAGUGGACUAGCUUAUUAUGGUAGUUAGUUGAUGCUGGAGAAUUGGCCUUCCCGCUAGUAACUUAACUUACUUGCCAUCGUUGCAAACUCAGUCCGGGGCAGUUGUCAGCCUUUGUCUUGGAAAGGAUUUGUCGCAGCAUCAUCAUCAUCAUCAUCAUCAUCAUCAAGGCGCCCGGGACAUUUCAAAACCCACCCAAGAUUUCCUCCCAUGUUGGUUUUGGCGUAUGUGAGCAGCCAACCUGAUCAGUGAUUUGUCGCCGAUUGGGGACGGACUUGCUCCAGGCGGCCCCGCGCGUGGUGGAACCCCGGCCGGGAGCAGUGGAGUUGGCCAUGCUAGACCCAUUUAAAGUACAGAGCACUAGUGUCAUCAGUCAGAGGGCGGGUACCGUAACUCGGGAUCACAUUCCGGGAAAUACCCUAGCGCACUUAGACUUUAAAGCCGGGGCCAGGCCUAUUUAAGCCCUAGUUAGUUGAUGAAGUCAUCAUAACAGGCCAAGGAUGCCCGGCAAAGCCUAUUUCGCCAAUUUGCUGCCCCUUUGUAAAACUUCAUCCCUUUUAUAACUUAUAACUACCGGAUGGGUUUGCCAAAUCUUCUCGUCUGACUGAUACUCAUCUCAACUCAACUCGCUCCGUCCAAGUCACUGCGGGUUCAUUAUCCCGUCUUAUUGGUAGAUUGAUCUCCUCCUCCCUACGACAUUGAUUCACUCUAUAUACUAUCUAAUCAACUCCUCCUAGUUACUGUACGUCGACGACUGCAACUUCUUCUAUCAUAACAUACACACUCUUCCCAUUCGUUGUCUACACACACACCAUGUAUUCGACCUCAGCAGGACCCACGAGGAUCAUAAUGACUUGCUCUGCCCCAUCAAUGCUGCGAGGCGCCCUGAUGCGUCCUCCAACCUCGACUAUGAACACCCUGAGAGUCAGCCCCAUGCUAUACCAUUACACCGCCGCCUCAAAUCCUAGCAACACAAGAUAUUUCACAUCAACUACUCGUCGGCGUAUUAAAGAAUUCUUUGCUGCUCCGAAGCAAACGGAUCAUAUUAUCGCAUCGAUGACGACAUGGAAACAUCCAGUAUUCACUGAACAACAAAUGAAAGAUAUCGCCAUCGCACAUCGAGAGGCCAAGAAUUGGUCGGAUUGGGUUGCCCUAGGCACCGUUCGUGCCCUGCGCCGGGCUACAGAUCUCGCAACUGGCUAUAGACACCCCUUAGCCGGGAAACAGGAAAAAGAAAUCCCAGAAAAAUUCCAGAUGACGGAAAGGAAAUGGAUCGUCCGUUUUAUUUUCCUGGAAACAGUCGCUGGCGUUCCCGGAAUGGUUGGCGGUAUGCUUCGCCAUCUCCGUAGCUUGAGACGCAUGAAGCGUGAUAACGGCUGGAUCGAAACACUCUUAGAAGAAGCCUACAAUGAGCGCAUGCACCUGCUCUCCUUCCUAAAACUCGCAGAGCCAGGAUGGUUCAUGCGACUAAUGGUCCUAGGAGCCCAGGGCGUCUUUUUCAACAGCUUCUUCAUCUCCUACCUGAUUUCCCCGCGCACCUGCCACCGCUUCGUCGGAUACCUUGAAGAGGAGGCUGUCAUGACAUACACCCACGCAAUCAAGGACCUCGAAGCGGGCAAGCUCCCCAACUGGGCUAAUCAGCCGGCUCCGGAUAUUGCCGUCGAAUACUGGAAGAUGCCAGAGGGAAAGAGGACAAUUCUCGACUUGCUAUAUUACAUCCGUGCCGAUGAGGCGAAACAUCGCGAAGUCAACCACACGUUGGCGAACUUGAAGCAAUGUGUGGAUCCGAAUCCGUACGCGGCCAAGUACGAUAAUCCCGACCGGCCCCAUCCUACCAAGUCGGCUGAGAUCGUCAAGCCCACUGGCUGGGAACGGGAUGAAGUCAUCUAAAUCCGGGGCGAGAUCUUCUUAUCGCUUUGGCCAAUUCGACUACAAGGCGCCCGCUGAUCUGGACUGGCUGCCGUGGUAAUAACGACCCACCAUUUCUACUAAUACAGUAAACCGAUAACUUAUCGUCGACCGGGGAACUUAGAACACGCCUAGGCGAAGCCUGUAGUUUCUUUUCUUUUCUAGUCGUUUUUUUUUCUUUUUUUUUUGACACUUGCAUUUUUCUGUGAUACCCCGUCUCUCAUCUCCAUUCAUUUUACAAAUAAAAUAAACGGCGACAACAUCAUUUAAGAUUAUCGGACGGGGGAAGUUUAUUUGAGCGGUUACAAAAACCCAGAAAAAGGGUGGUUUUUUUUUUAUUACGGUUCCUCUGAGAGUUUUUGCAUUACUGGUUCACCUUUGGUGGGAGGGGCGUUGCUGCUGCUUUUUGAUUCUAUAUAUCUAUAUAUCUAUAUAUUAGAUGCUCUUUUCAUUCUUUUCAUCACUCUUGUUUUUCUGCAAUAUAAAUGAAUCCAAGAGUUUCAAUGUCACAAGAGUGUUGUUUAUACAGGCGCCAUUUGCAUGACUGCAACCGCUGCAAAUGUUGUUAUUAAGCUGGCAGACGACUUCUCCCUAGAAAAGCAUAGCGGAAAGGCAAGAGAUAAAUGAAUGGCACAGCAAAACGCAGAUCAAAGCGAAAUUUUUUUGAAACACACAGACACUGGUCAACAGGAGCUCAGCACCAUUCCCAAUGAUCUACCAAUGGAUGUAGCUGGCAAUGUGUAUCAAGGGGAUCCUAUCAAUGAAUAUCAUGGUUAAUAGAACAAUUGGUCACGCCUAAUUUUGCCAUGUGGUUAAGAAUCUAUCGCAAUUCCAAGUCUUUCAAGUCAGGGAUUUUGAGCAGCUUAGGUGAGUGAGGUGAUCAAAAUGGUCAUCUCUCAAAACCUUCAUGGACAGUUUCUGAAUGUGAUAGAGGAGAUCAUAGUGUCUAGUACAGAUUCUUUGAGUUCCUUUUCUGAAUUUCUGUGACUAGGCAGUGUUUUAUUGAACUCCAGCCCGAUGCUAUUGAGACAAUUGGGUGUAUUGAAUCAGGAUUUCAGCUAUCCUUGAACUCCUCUA
Messenger RNA from Blastomyces dermatitidis ER-3, 3466 nucleotides. RefSeq names its product alternative oxidase, mitochondrial. The transcript is spliced from 3 exons. Gene Ontology annotation, cellular component: mitochondrion. Bases 1295 to 2371 code for a protein of 358 amino acids. The record is from RefSeq and is a predicted model, not a curated record. Gene Ontology annotation, molecular function: alternative oxidase activity. NCBI's taxonomy places the organism in Eukaryota, Fungi, Ascomycota, Eurotiomycetes, Onygenales, Ajellomycetaceae. Gene Ontology annotation, biological process: alternative respiration.